CCUCCUCUGCCUGCACCCCUGCCUCCGCCUCUGCCCACCGGGCCCCGGCCUUACAACUGCCCAGGACGGCUCCCGGGCAGCCGCUGUGAGACAGACAGACACCAGGUCACCCCUCUCCGCUCCAGCUGGAAAGACUCGAGUUAGACAAGCAGAAGCACACGCCUCCCUACCUCAUGGCGACGGAAAACGGAGCAGUGGAGCUGGAAAUCCCAAGCUCAUCAACAGACGCAGCACCAAAGGGUGCAGCAGGCGAAGGACCCCCAGCUGCAGAGAAAGACCCUGGGCCCCCAGAUCCACAGAAGGAUCCUGGGCCCCCAGAUCCACAGAAGGAUCCUGGGCCCCCAGAUCCAGAGAAGGAUGCUGGUCCCCCAAACCCAGAGAAAGAACUUGGGCCCCCAGACCCAAAGAAAGAACCUGAUCCCCUCAACUCGACGAAAGAUACUGAAGCCCCGGCCCCAGAGAAAGGGGAUGGGGCCUCGGCCCAAGCCUCAACCACCAGCCAGGGCCCUGAGGGAGAAGGAGGCCUGCAGGGAGAGCCUGCGGAGGGCUCUGCUGGGCAGCUGGCAGCCCUGCCCCAGGAGACAGCAACAACCAAGGCCGACAUCAAAAAGCCCGAGGCUGAGCAGAAGACCCCGGGCAGCCAGGACCCUGGAGAAGGCAAUUUGCACAAGAAGGUAGCAGAGGGCCAAGCAGCGAGCAAGAAGGGCGCACCCGCCUUUCUGCACAGCCCCAGCUGCCCCGCCGCCAUCUCGAGCCUUGAGAAGCCACUGGCCGAGAAGCCCCUAGAUGAGACAUCAGACCUCAUCUUUGAAGGGGUGCCUGUGACCCCUGGUCCCACGGAAAGGGAGCCAGCCAUGGUAGCUGAAGGAGAGAAGAACCUCCCGGGAGGCAGCCAGAAGGAAGAAGAGAAGGCUGCAGGCCAGGCUGGCCAGGCUGGGGUGCAAGGGGACACCUCGAGAGGAAUCGAAUUCCAGGCCGUUCCCUCGGAGAGAGCAGAGGUGGGGCAGGCCCUCAGUCCCACAGCCAGGGAGGAGGACUGCUUCCAGAUUUUGGAUGACUGCCCACCGCCCCCAGCCCCAUUCCCCCACCGCAUUGUGGAACUGAGGCCCGGGAACAUCAACAAUCAAUUCAGCCUGAACUCCAAGGAGGCACUGGGCGGCGGCAAGUUUGGAGCGGUCUGUACCUGCACAGAGAAGGCCACAGGCCUCAAGUUGGCAGCCAAGGUCAUCAAGAAACAGACACCCAAAGACAAGGAAAUGGUGUUGCUGGAGAUUGAAGUUAUGAACCAGCUGAACCACCGCAACCUGAUCCAGCUCUAUGCGGCCAUCGAGACCCCGCAUGAGAUAGUCCUCUUCAUGGAGUACAUCGAGGGCGGCGAGCUCUUCGAGAGGAUUGUGGACGAGGACUACCAGCUGACUGAGGUGGACACCAUGGUGUUUGUCAGGCAGAUCUGCGAUGGCAUCCUCUUCAUGCACAAGAUGAGAGUUCUGCAUCUGGACCUCAAGCCAGAGAACAUCCUGUGCGUCAACACCACGGGCCAUUUGGUGAAGAUCAUCGACUUUGGCCUGGCACGGAGGUAUAACCCCAACGAGAAGCUGAAGGUGAAUUUUGGGACCCCAGAGUUCCUAUCCCCUGAGGUGGUGAAUUACGACCAAAUCUCCGAUAAGACAGACAUGUGGAGCCUGGGGGUCAUCACCUAUAUGCUGCUGAGUGGUCUCUCCCCCUUCCUGGGAGACGAUGACACAGAGACCCUGAACAACGUUCUAUCAAGCAACUGGUACUUUGACGAGGAAACCUUUGAGGCCGUGUCAGACGAGGCCAAAGACUUCGUCUCCAACCUCAUCGUCAAGGACCAGCGGGCCCGGAUGAGCGCUGCCCAGUGCCUCGCCCACCCCUGGCUCAACAACCUGGCAGAGAAGGCCAAGCGCUGUAACCGCCGCCUCAAGUCCCAGAUCUUGCUUAAGAAAUACCUCAUGAAGAGGCGCUGGAAGAAAAACUUCAUUGCUGUCAGCGCUGCCAACCGCUUCAAGAAGAUCAGCAGCUCGGGGGCACUCAUGGCUCUGGGGGUCUGAGCCCCGGGGAGCAGCUGAGGCCUGGACGCAGCUGCGCAGUGGCCAGGGCUGAGGCCACACAGCCCAGAAGGCCGGAGCAGAUGGGCCAGAUCGCCGGGCAAGGCUGGCCAGGACGAGGCUGCGCCAGGCUGGGAGGCUCGGGGCUCCCACGCCCCCACGCAGUGACUGCUUCCCCGACGUGAGCCGCCUCAGAUGUGGCCUGACUCCAUCCUGCUAGCACCUCUUCAGACAGGGCUCUGGCCCCCAGCACAGCCCGGACGCCACGGGCCCUGUUGUUCCUGCCUGGCUCCCCUUCUUGGAACUGCUGCUCUGGUGACCCCUGCUUGGCCUCACCUGGGGCAUCCCUGGCCUGGGCUUGCUCCUAGCUAGAGUGGGAGGGCUGGGGGUCCUGGCAUGUGGGGCUUCUGCAGUUGUGGGUGGGAGGCCUCGGUGGGGCAGGACGGCAGACUGCCGGUUUCUAAGGCGCAGCUGCCCAGGGAGACAGAGCAGGCUUUGUGAAGGAGGGCCUCCGUGUCCCCACCCGCCCGUCUCCCCACUCCCAACAGAUAAGGCUUAGCACACACCAUCUGGUGCAGGGCCCGGCCCCCGCCCACCUUCCUUGCGACCACCAACAUACAGGAACUCUGUGUGAGAGAGAAGACGCCCAGCCCAGGCCUGGGUGGAGGGGGAGGGGAGAGGCCUGGGGGACAGGGGAGACCACCCCCGAGCUUGCCUGAAGGCCAAGCCAGCCUAACCCAGCCACUCCGGCCCCCAUUCCAGGGGUCACCCACGGCCUCAGAGGAUGGUGUCGGCAGGCCCAGAGGAGUGGGAAGGCUGUCGGGCAGCCCCCAACCUGCUCUCAGCUUGUGCCAUGUAAAUAAAUGUACAGGUUGGAAGUGGCCCCCUCC
Capra hircus (goat) is the source of this 2959-nucleotide messenger RNA. It is a transcript of the gene MYLK2, whose product is annotated as myosin light chain kinase 2. The transcript has 13 exons. Lineage: Eukaryota; Metazoa; Chordata; Mammalia; Artiodactyla; Bovidae. Gene Ontology annotation, molecular function: ATP binding; myosin light chain kinase activity. Gene Ontology annotation, biological process: protein phosphorylation; intracellular signal transduction; positive regulation of apoptotic process. The record is from RefSeq and is a predicted model, not a curated record. Gene Ontology annotation, cellular component: nucleus; cytoplasm. The coding region runs from base 174 to 2072 and encodes 632 amino acids.